This is a messenger RNA of Calidris pugnax (ruff), 1598 nucleotides long. RefSeq names its product cilia and flagella associated protein 36 (gene CFAP36). Gene Ontology annotation, cellular component: axoneme; ciliary base. The transcript has 10 exons. Lineage: Eukaryota; Metazoa; Chordata; Aves; Charadriiformes; Scolopacidae. Bases 42 to 1106 code for a protein of 354 amino acids. The record is from RefSeq and is a predicted model, not a curated record.
GGGCGGGCGCGCCAACCGUCCCUGCGGCGGCAGCCCCGGUGAUGGCGGCGGAGGAGGAGGAGGGCGACGUGGAGUGGGUGGUGGACACCAUCGCGGGGUUCCUGCGGGGGCCCGCCUGGUCCAUCCCCAUCCUGGAGUUCAUGGAGCAGAAAUGCGAGGUUUUUGAUGAUGAAGAAGAAAGCAAGUUGUCUUAUACAGAAAUUUAUCAGGAGUACCAAGCUCUGGUUGAAAAAUUAUUAGAAGACUAUCUUAAAGAAGUUGGAAUUAAUGAAGAGAAAUUUCAAGAGGCUUUUUCGUCUCCACUUGCAAAGACACACACUUCACAGGCCAUUUUGCAAACAGUGUUGGCAGCGGAAGAUUUUAGACUAUUUAAAAACAUGAUGGUACAGAAAAAUAUUGAAAUGCAAUUGCAAGCUAUUAGAAUCAUUAAAGAAAGAAAUGGUGUAUUGCCUGACUGUUUGACAGAGGGUUCUGAUGUAUUCAGUGAAAUUGAAGAAGAAGAAAUGAAAAUACUGAGGGAGGUUCUAAGAAAAUCUAAGGAAGAAUAUGAAAUAGAGCAAGAAAGAAAGAGGACUGAACAAGCACGUGAUAAACUUACAUCAGCGGAUGUUACCAGUCUUCCAGGAGAUUCAAAAGGAGCUGUGAAAGUUAAGGAAUCCACUGAGGAAGCUGACGAUUCUGAAAAAGCUCCAAAAUCUCCAUUAGAGGAAUCUCAGAAAUCUGCAAAGGAAGACUUAAAACCAGUACGCCCAUUACAAAAAGGACCUCAGCCCUCUUGUACCAAAGGGAAAGAAGACAUGAAGAAAAAGUCAGCUGGAAAAUGUUCAGAAAACGCGGCACAAAAAGCUGGGGUGAAAGGACCUGAUUUAUCAGAACUUGAAGAACAGCAGCUGAAGCAACGAGAGGACUACCUAAAGAAAAAACGAGAUUUGCUGAUGGCUACAAAGAAGGAGUCAAGAAAUAACGUGCUGUUACCAGCAAACACUGACCAGAAGGAAGAGGAAUCGCCUCCCAAAGAGGAAAUGUCAGAAGAGAAGCAAAGACUACUACAGAAGAGGAAAAUGCUUGCAGAAAAACUCAAAGAAGAAGUUAUUAAUAAGCGGUAAUUUUAAGUAGCUCAUUGCAGAACCCAAGAACACAAGGAUGUUUUUAGAAUAAAUUAUGUAACUAAUAAUUGAAUGGAUUUGUUUUCCAGUAUUACACUGAGUUUUAUAGGACUUUCAGAUCAGCAACUUGGUACUUAUGUAUAAAUAUUUAAAAUUACACUAUGAAAUAUACUAAAAACACUUAUUUUCCAGAAUGCUGGAAACUCAGUGACUUUCACUGGCGCGUGCUCAAGGGUGAGGCCAUUGAAUGGCAACUGCAGCGCCCAGAGUGUGUGACGCACCGGCCUCAGCCUCUUGCUAUUGUAUAGAACAAAAGCAGAUACUGAGAGCUGUCAGAGUAACUGAUGUGAACAGUUGAGAGAGUUAGAAAUUUUAACUUUUUUAUUUUUAAAUUUAUAGAACUUUGUUCCUUUUAUUAGAACAUUAUAAGCAAAUUACUAUUUUUCAGCUGUGCAAUGUAAUAAAGUCUAAUUUCACAAGGAAAUGCAACUA